Paramecium octaurelia is the source of this 333-nucleotide messenger RNA. Lineage: Eukaryota; Ciliophora; Oligohymenophorea; Peniculida; Parameciidae. The record is from the annotation of a GenBank genome assembly.
AUGAGUAGUUUCGAUACAAAAUUAAAUUUUUUGUAACAAGAAAUCAAAAUACUGACUGAAGAAAAUAAGGAGUUAAGAUAACUAAUACAAAUGAAUAAAGAGAUCCUAAAAAUAUACAGAGGAAAAACUAGUACUAAUGUAAUAAGUUCAAAAUAAAUUAGACUUUGCCAAAUGGUCCUUUAAUUACUUUGGAAGUUUGUAAAACUGAGUCUCAUGAAGGUACUGAUAUUCAAAAUAUGCUCUCUCACUUAAUAGAAGAAAAUUGUAAAUUGUUUUCUUUUAAUGAAGACUUAAUAAAAUAAAGAGAUGAAUUGAGAGCACAGGUUUUUUGAU